Anthostomella pinea is the source of this 1545-nucleotide messenger RNA. NCBI's taxonomy places the organism in Eukaryota, Fungi, Ascomycota, Sordariomycetes, Xylariales, Xylariaceae. The record is from the annotation of a GenBank genome assembly.
AUGUCGGCCCAAACCGAAGAUGUAUGGUCCGCCCAAGACCAAAACGAAGACUCGCCCCUCCUAGGCCCCGAAGCCGACGCGCCCUCGUCGUCGUCAUCACCAGCAAAGAAGACCAGCGACGGCGACACCUGGCGGUACGACGUAGUCAUGAUGGUCGCAGCCAUCGUCUUCUUCUUGGAAGUCGGCUCGUACAUGACGGUGCCCUCGCGGAACAAGAUCAUGGAGCAGAACAUCUGCCGGGCGCACUACCCGGACCUCGUCGACGACCAGUCGACGCUCGAGGACUCACUGUGCAGGGGGCCCGAGGUCCAGGGCAAGAUUGCGUCGCUGAACGGCUGGACGUACAUGCUGGAAUGCAUCCCGGGUCUUCUCACUGCCAUCCCUUAUGGCGUCGCGACUGACCGGUUUGGUCGGAAGCCUCUACUGGCCAUUGCCCUGUUCGGCUACAUGUUGUAUCUGCUAUGGAUGAUCGUCAUCCUCGCCCUCCCGGCAGUCUUCCCCAUCGAGCUGUACCUGCUCGGGCCCCUAUUCUUAUUCAUAGGGGGGGAGUUGAUGAAUUCCGUGUUUUAUACAAUGGGAGCCGAUGUCGUGCCCGCUGCCAAGAUGGCGGUCGUAUACCUUCAGCUCGGUGCCGUGAGCUUCGGGGGCGAGCUGGUAGGGGCCCAGGUCGGCGGCGUCGCCACAGACAGAGACCCAUGGCUCUCGCUACUGCUCGGCUUCGGCUUGAUCGUGAUAGCUUUCCUGGGCAUCUUUUUGCUGCCGGAAACCAUGCACUUGCGGACAGAAAUGAUUUCUGACGUUGAUUCGCCCAUCCGACUGACCGACGAACCAAGUGAAGACUUGGACGAAGACGCGAGCCCGCGCAAGACCACGAGGGUCCUUCGCGAGGGCUUCGGUCUGAUGAAGGGUCAGUUGAAAGAAGCCGUCACGGUCGUGUAUGGCAACAGCCAUCUGAUGCUGCUGCUCCUCGCGCUCACCUUUGCCAUCGCGGGUAAAUUCAUCUCGAACAUCCUGCUGCAGUACGCAAUGAAGCGGUAUGACAUCAGCUGGGGUAGAGCCGCAGAGCUGGUGUCGCUUCGGAGCGUCUUCGUCAUCAUCUGGCAGUUAGCAGUGCUUCCGAUGGUAAGCUGGCUGCUCGUUACAAAAGCUGGCCUCACGCCCGUGGUCAAGGACCUCUGGCUGGGACGAGGUAGCGUCUUCGGGCUCUCAAUAGGCUCUCUUCUCGUCGCGUUCGCCGCGACGCCCGCUAUGUUGGUCUUCGCUCUCGUCGUGCUCUCGCUCGGCUUCAGCUUCCCCUACAUCAUCCGCAGCGUGCUCAACACAUUGGUGGACGAGCAGUACGUCGGCACUCUGAACGCGACGAUCGGGCUCUGCGAGAAGAUUGGGAUCAUGGUGGCGUCGCCCAUCAUGUCGUCGCUUCUGAAGAAGGGCAUGGAACUUGGGGACGGCUGGAUGGGCCUGCCUUUCUUCUUCGCUGCGGGUGUGUUCUCGGUGUCUGCUCUCAUUGUCUGGGUGUUCCGGUUGCGGCCUGGAGAGCCUCACUGA